Molecule: messenger RNA, 2001 nt
Organism: Aspergillus costaricaensis CBS 115574
Lineage: Eukaryota; Fungi; Ascomycota; Eurotiomycetes; Eurotiales; Aspergillaceae
Product: pepsin-like aspartic protease
Exons: 3
Coding region: 275-1735 (486 amino acids)
Biological process (GO): proteolysis
Molecular function (GO): aspartic-type endopeptidase activity
Source: RefSeq, a predicted model, not a curated record
CCUCAAGCAUGUGUGGAGGUCUAAAACAGAAACUAUCCGUUUUCUCAUUACUAGAUUUUCUCUAUUGCGAUAUAAUAUCGUCACAGUCCGCUUCAACCUCCUAUCCUAUCCCUCUAACCAACGAACGCCGGAAUAAUCACCCUGUACCAGCUCAUUUCCAGCACCAUUAGUGAGCCCACACUGGAAUUUUAUUCCACAAAAUAAAAGUCGCAACUUUGCGGCACCUGAGCGAUUUUGAGCCCGGAGAAGAAAGGAUAGAAGGGUGGGGGACACAAUGUGGAGAGUUCUGUCUCUCUUGGUUGCUGUGUCUUUUGUUCCACUCGAGACAGUAGAGGCCUUAAUACUUCAGCGAAGAGAAGUGCCCGCUGUUGUGACCCUAGAUAUCAAACGCAACGAUGUGUCAGAUCCUGUAAUGAGGGACCGCGCAAGACGCAAGCGAGAUACAACCACUGUUUCUCAGGCCCUGGAUAAUGAGGAAACGCUCUAUUUCUGUAAUAUAACCCUUGGAACGCCGGAACAGAGCCUACGACUGGUUUUGGACACUGGGAGCAGUGACCUUUGGUGCAACGCGGCGAAUUCUACGCUUUGCUCCUCGUCGACAGAUCCGUGCAGUACAUCCGGCACUUACGAUUCUGACAAGUCUACAACGUACACAUAUGUCUCGUCUGACUUCAAUAUAUCCUAUGCGGAUGGAACCGGUGCGGCUGGUGUUUACGCAACCGAUACUCUCCAUAUAGGUGGUUCGACGUUGGAAGAUUUCCAAUUUGGUAUCGGGUAUUCAUCAAGUUCCUCCGAGGGUGUUUUGGGCAUCGGCUAUACUUCGAAUGAGGUCCAAGUCGGCCGCUUCGGUGAUAGCGCCUAUCCUAACCUUCCUAGGGCAAUGGUGAAAAAUGGACUGAUAAAGUCCAAUGCCUACAGCCUAUGGUUGAACGAUCUAGAUGCCAAUACGGGUUCCAUUCUUUUUGGAGGCGUAAAUACGAAGAAAUAUCACGGUGAACUACAAACCCUUCCAAUUCAGAAGGUUAAUGGCAUCUAUUCCGAAUUCAUAAUCGCUCUUACUGGAGUCGGCUUCACUUCGGGAUCAAGCAGUCGCAAUUACUCGUCAGAUGCCCUUCCGGCUGCCGUUUUGCUUGAUUCUGGUAGUUCCCUUACAUAUCUUCCAGAUUCCAUCGUCGAAGACAUCUAUAAUGAUUUCAGUGUUGUGUACGAACAAUCUUCUGGUGUUGGCUAUGUGCCUUGCAGUCUGGCACAAAACAACACUAAUAUCACCUACACUUUCUCAUCGCCUACUAUUGCUGUUGGGGUAAACGAGCUUGUUCUCGACGUGGGCGAUCUCUUAUUUCAGGACGGAGAACGCGCUUGUGUCUUCGGAAUUGUCCCCGCUGGUGAUAGUACCGCUGUCUUGGGGGACACCUUUUUACGCAGUGCGUACGUUGUCUACGACCUAGCGAACAAUGAGAUUUCCCUCGCCAACACUAACUUUGAUGCGACGGGAAACGACAUCUUGGAAAUUGGAACAGGGGAAGACUCUGUGCCCGGUGCUACUAAAGUCGCUAAUCCUGUCACGACGGUGGCAGUUGAUGGCUCUGGUGCAAGGAUUGGUGGCCCGACUGGUGCAACUUUCACUAGCAUUCCAUCCGCAACGAGUGGAGGCCAUGCUACAGCAGGGUUGAUGGGUGCUACAAAACUUAUAGCUUUUGCUGCUGCUGUGAUUGGGUACAUGCUGACUUUCUAACCUUCCUUGAUGCACAUUCACUUGGAGGUGACUUACUGAACAUCUCCUCUUUGUAUGCUGGCUUGCCCUUCUGUACAUGCGCUAGUGGCCUUGCCUACUCGGUAUGCUUUUAACUCGCGAUACCCAUGGCUUUUGAUUUCAGACGCUUAUUUUCUGUGUUCCUGGUGGGACACUUUAUCAUAUUGUGAAACAUAUUGUACGGUCUCGGAAGGAUCCGAAUAUAUAUUAUGAUUAUGAGUAUGGAUCGCGAAUUCGAUGAUUAAAAC